This is a messenger RNA of Asparagus officinalis (garden asparagus), 3351 nucleotides long. RefSeq names its product chloride channel protein CLC-c-like. The transcript has 10 exons. Gene Ontology annotation, biological process: chloride transport; transmembrane transport. Lineage: Eukaryota; Viridiplantae; Streptophyta; Magnoliopsida; Asparagales; Asparagaceae. Gene Ontology annotation, molecular function: voltage-gated chloride channel activity. The record is from RefSeq and is a predicted model, not a curated record. Gene Ontology annotation, cellular component: plant-type vacuole membrane; intracellular membrane-bounded organelle. Bases 570 to 2888 code for a protein of 772 amino acids.
UAUUUUUAUUUUGCUCUCAUUCAAUAAAAGCCAUUUAUAGUCAAAUGCUUUCAAUGCCCUCUAAUUCUCAAGCGGAGAUCAUCCAAUUACAAUAGAAGAUCCAGGUGUCUACGCAAACAGCAUCAUCCUCUCCUAUUUUUCUUCCAUUUUUAGCUGUUCUCUCCCCUAAAUUUUCCAUGAAGAAAUUGGGCAAGCUCCCAUUUGCCUAAAUUCUCUCUCUGUCUACAGUUUCAAGCUUUAUCAGUAGAUAGAAGAAGAGUUUGAUCUUGAGUUCUUCUUCAGCUAUUAUUGGAGUAAUUCCCUUUCUCAUUCUCAAUUCAACAAGGCCAACGAAAACCCAAAAGGAUCUAUUAGUUCCUUUUUCUUGCCAAUACUCAACUACUAGUUGCCUCAGAACGUGCCACAAUCUUACUUGCUGGAAUUAUCAAGAUUGGACCACAAUCAGGAGGAACAACUUUCCAUAUUGGCUAGCUGGGUCCUAACAACUUGUGUGGUUGAUAUUUCACUUGGUAACAACCUCUAAGAAACACAAACAUUAGUGCUGGUCUUUUUCAUAGGAAAAGCAACUAAUGGAGGCGAGUGAUAUUGAGAACAUGAAUGGGGAGUUGGAGAGACAUGGAUCGGGUUUUUCUGAGGAUAGAGAUGUGAUUCCAAUGAGAGAGCCCCUGUUGCUUAGAAAGAGGACCAUGAAUACUACAUCUCAGAUUGCCGUUGUUGGAUCUAAAGUUUACCCCAUAGAGACCUUGGAUUACGAGAUUGUGGAGAAUGAAUUAUUUAAGCAAGAUUGGAGGUCAAGGAAAAGAGUGCAGAUAUUUCAGUAUAUAGUCCUUAAAUGGACUCUGGCGCUGCUUAUAGGCCUCGGUACUGGACUUGUUGGCUUCUUCAACAACCUUGCAGUUGAGAAUAUUGCAGGAUUCAAAUUGUUGCUAACAAGCAAUCUUAUGCUUGAUCAUAGGUACUUACUAGCAUUUGGGGUUUUUGCUGGUUGCAAUUUAAUUUUAGCUGCAGCAGCUGCUGCUAUUUGUGCUUAUAUUGCACCUGCUGCAGCUGGAUCUGGUAUACCUGAAGUGAAAGCUUAUCUCAAUGGAGUUGAUGCUCAUUCUAUCUUGGCACCAAGUACUCUCUUUGUAAAGAUAGUUGGUUCAAUCUGUGGAGUUUCAGCGGGUUUUGUAUUGGGUAAAGAGGGGCCUAUGGUUCAUACAGGAGCAUGCAUUGCCUCGUUACUUGGUCAAGGUGGUUCAAGAAAGUACCAUUUGACAUGGAAAUGGCUUAGAUUCUUCAAAAAUGAUCGGGACCGUAGAGAUUUGAUCACUUGUGGAGCUGCUGCAGGAGUGGCAGCUGCUUUCAGAGCUCCUGUUGGAGGUGUUCUUUUUGCUCUUGAAGAAGCAGCAUCCUGGUGGAGGAGUGCUCUUCUUUGGAGAACAUUUUUCACAACAGCAGUAGUUGCUGUUGUACUAAGAAGUUUAAUUUAUUACUGUCGUGGUGGAAACUGUGGACUCUUUGGGGAAGGAGGAUUGAUCAUGUUCGACCUAAGCUCAACUAUUACUACAUAUAGCGCCCCUGACAUGCUCGUGAUUAUAGUUCUUGGAGUAAUCGGAGGUUUAUUUGGAGGCCUCUACAACUUUCUCUUGGACAGGGUUCUCCGUGCCUACAGCAUCAUCAAUGAAAAGGGCCCCCCAUCAAAGAUCCUUCUUACAAUCACCAUCUCUCUCCUCACUUCAUGCUGCGCCUAUGGCCUCCCUUGGCUUGCAAAAUGCACCCCAUGCCCCGAAAACCUCAAAGACCAAUGCCCAACCAUCGGUCGUUCCGGAAACUUCAAGAACUUCCAGUGCCCUCCAGGCCACUACAACGACCUCGCCUCCCUCUUCCUCAACACCAAUGACGACGCAAUUCGGAACCUCUUCAGCGGUGGGACCCAAAAAGAAUUCCACAUGUCAACCCUCUUCAUCUUCUUCAUCACCAUUUACUUCCUUGGCAUAUUCACCUACGGAGUCGCCGUUCCUUCCGGUUUAUUUGUCCCCGUUAUUCUCGCCGGUGCUUCAUAUGGACGAAUGGUUGGGAAUCUUUUAAGCCCUGUUGCGGAUCUUGAUGCGGGUCUUUUUGCGCUUUUAGGAGCAGCGUCAUUUCUUGGCGGGACCAUGAGAAUGACUGUCUCAGUGUGUGUCAUUCUCUUAGAGCUUACUAAUGAUCUCCCGAUGCUCCCUUUGGUUAUGCUUGUGCUACUAAUUUCGAAAACUGUUGCCGAUGGCUUUAACAAGGGUGUUUAUGAUCAAAUUAUUGUGAUGAAAGGGUUGCCAUUUAUGGAGGCUCAUGCCGAGCCCUAUAUGAGAAAUCUGGUGGCUGGUGAUGUUGUUUUGGGUCCUCUGAUAACAUUUUCGGGUGUAGAGAGAGUUGGUAACAUUAUUCAUGCGUUAAAAUUAACUGGUCAUAAUGGAUUCCCGGUGGUUGACGAGCCGCCUUUUUCUAAUUCACCGGAGCUUUGUGGGCUUGUGUUGAGGUCUCAUUUGCUUGUGUUGCUUAAAGGGAGGAAUUUUACGAAGGAGAGGGUGGCAACUGGAGCUUCAAAUGUGUUGGAGAGGUUUGGGGCGUUUGAUUUUGCCAAGGCUGGAUCGGGGAAAGGAGUGAAAUUGGAGGAUUUGGAGAUUGAUGAGGAUGAGAUGGAGAUGUUUGUGGAUUUGCAUCCAAUUACUAAUACUUCGCCUUAUACUGUGGUUGAAACGAUGUCGUUGGCUAAGGCUGCGGUUCUUUUUCGGGCGCUUGGACUUAGACAUCUCUGCGUUGUUCCGAAGACUCCUGGGAGGCCGCCAAUUGUUGGUAUUCUUACACGGCAUGAUUUCAUGCCUGAGCAUGUACUUGGUUUAUUCCCUCAUCUUGGUUCCCACAAGUAAAGGUGAAAUCUGGUUCUUGUUGGAUAUCAGUGGAAGCUGAUCUCCGACGAAAUCCACCCGUCUUCUGAAGAAAAUUUUAAAACAAUAAUCUGAUCUAUGGCGUGAUGCGAUUAUGUUCCUCACUCUCCCUGAUUAUUUUUCCUUUUGUUUUUCGAGAGGUGAUCCGGAGUUGUUAGGAUUUGGCGCAAAGCUGCAACACCAAAUUCUUUUUGUAAUUAUGCGUGUGUUCGAGUGUGCUGCAAUUGGAGGGGAUUCUUGGAUUUUGGCGUACUCCUCGAUACUGAGCGCCUCUUGGCUGUGUUGUUGUAUGUUAUCUAUGCUUAAGAGGAAUGCUCAUUGUUUAAUAAAAUUAUUGUUUACAGUGGUUAUUUGCAGUUGUCAGGUUUGCUAAUUGCUAUUGCUUUUCUCCUGUAUGUACAGAUUUCGUCUCAUUUAGUUGUAAUGCUUCAACCACGUGCAUUUA